Quercus robur (English oak) is the source of this 1531-nucleotide messenger RNA. RefSeq names its product UDP-glycosyltransferase 87A1-like. Gene Ontology annotation, molecular function: UDP-glycosyltransferase activity. The transcript is spliced from 2 exons. The record is from RefSeq and is a predicted model, not a curated record. Lineage: Eukaryota; Viridiplantae; Streptophyta; Magnoliopsida; Fagales; Fagaceae. Bases 8 to 1387 code for a protein of 459 amino acids.
CCCAGAAAUGGAGGCUGCCAAAACUGCGGCCGUCUGCCACGUGGUGGCGCUGCCCUAUCCCGGUCGAGGCCACAUCAACCCCAUGAUGAACCUUUGCAAGCAACUGGUUUCAAAAGCCCCCGAUAUUCUCAUCACCUUCAUCAUUACUGAAGAAUGGCUCGGCUUCAUCGGCUCAGACCCAAAGCCAAGUAAUAUAAGCUAUGCCACCAUACCAAACGUUUUACCUUCGGAGCUGAUUCGUGGUAAAGAUUUUCCUGGGUUCGUAGAAGCCGUGGGUACGAAGAUGGGAGCCCCCGUUGAGGAUGUUCUGGACCGGCUUGAGCCGCCGGUGACAGCCAUCGUCAUGGAUCCUUUCCUUGUUUGGGCUGUCGGUUUGGGGAACCGAAGGAAUAUUCCGGUGGCCUCACUUUGGACCAUGUCGCCCUCGGUGUUCUCAGUGUUUCAUCAUUUUGAGCUGCUCCAUCAGAACGGGCAAUUCCUUCUUGAUUUUUCUGAACGAGGAGAUGAGCUCGUGGAAUACAUCCCGGGAGUUUCUGCCACACGUAUUGCAGAUCUUCCCAUCUCUACUCAAGGAGAUCAUCUAAAAGCUUUGCAUCGAGCUCUGGAAUGUGUUUCAUUGGUGUCGAAAGGGCAGUAUCUUCUCUUCACUACGUUUCACGAACUUGAAGCUCAAGCCAUUGAUGCUUUAAAAGCCAACUUUCCUUUUCCUGUCUACCCUAUUGGCCCUGCCAUACCUUACUUAGAACUUGGAAAUAAUUCCUCUGUAACUAAUGCUAACAAUGGUGUCAACUAUUUCCAGUGGCUAGAUUGUCAACCUCCAUCUUCGGUCUUGUAUAUCUCAAUGGGAAGUUUCCUAUCGGUUUCAAAUGCCCAAAUGGAUGAAAUUGUUGGUGGGAUGAGGGAUAGUGGUGUUCGGUGCUUGUGGGUGUCACGUGGGGAAAUUGGUCGGUUUAAUGAUGUUUUUGAUGAUAUGAGCUUGGUUGUGCCUUGGUGUGACCAAUUGAAGGUGUUGUGCCACUCCUCAAUCGGAGGGUUUUGGACACAUUGUGGAUUGAAUUCCACUCUAGAGGCUAUUUUUGCUGGUGUUCCAAUGCUUACUUUCCCUAUUGUUUGGGAUCAAAUCUUAAACUGUAAACAAAUUGUGGAGGAUUGGAAGAUCGGCUGGAGAGCUAAGAAGGGCGUGGGAGCUGGAAAAUUUGUGACAAGAGGAGAAAUUUCAGAGCUCGUGAGAAGGUUCAUGGAUCAACAAAGUGAACAAGGGAAUGAAAUGAGGAAAAGAGUGAAAGAACUUCAAGAGACCAGUCGACAAGCAAUUGCUAAAGGUGGAUCAUCAGAAGCAAAUCUUGAUGCUUUUAUUAGAAAUAUUUCAAAAGGCCACAGUCAUUAAGUAGAUUGUUGCACCUUGUAUGAGUUGUAUCCAGUUACUAAUUGAAUUGUAUGCUGAGUACUGUGCCAUUAAGUUCAUGUGGAUUCGAAUUGCUUGAUUUUGGGAAAGUUCGUGAAAAGUAAAAUUAAAGCUGUCAGCCUAUCA